Molecule: messenger RNA, 1899 nt
Organism: Orbilia oligospora ATCC 24927
Lineage: Eukaryota; Fungi; Ascomycota; Orbiliomycetes; Orbiliales; Orbiliaceae
Exons: 6
Coding region: 1-1899 (632 amino acids)
Biological process (GO): nucleolar large rRNA transcription by RNA polymerase I
Cellular component (GO): RNA polymerase I core factor complex
Molecular function (GO): RNA polymerase I general transcription initiation factor binding; RNA polymerase I transcription regulatory region sequence-specific DNA binding
Source: RefSeq, a predicted model, not a curated record
AUGUCUACCAUAGAUUAUGGCACUUUAGGUCAUGUUGAGUAUCAGGCUCAAAAGGGCGAAUGGAGUUUCGUGAGACGAUCAAAAUCUCCUCGAGGAAUAACUGCCCUAGGGAGCCCUGCCUUAUUGGUUCCGCCUUCGGUCGACGGUAGUGCUCCCAGCGUCGCGAAGGGAGGGCGCCAAAAGCUUGCGCUGCAAUUUACUGGGUCACAUACCGAGUUUGUCCCUGCGGUCAACCAGAUCGUAGAUAUGUAUGAGGAAUCAAGGGAUGUGCUGCAUCUAUCCCAAUGGGCUGUGUCGAAAACAAGCCCGCUUGUGGUGAUUGCGUCCUCCACGGAGGCACAGCCUUUGGUAGGGAGUAGCCAUACCUCUCGUAGAGUUUUGGUCUAUGCAGCCGGUAUUUCCGGAAAUAAGAUAGGGGUUGCAAUCGUUCAACAGCAAAGGUUUGCGAAAGACGAUCUUCUUAUACGACGGCCAUCUAUAAAACCCCAGCUUGAAACCGUUUUUGAGUGCGAUGGCCCCAUCGAACAAAUACAACCUGUAUACGAAGUGGAAACUAGGAAAACAAAACGUAGGUCUCUUCAUCUAUCUACUCUAGCUCAAGACUUUAGAAGUAACCCUAGGAUUCAACUAGCUUAUGUUGUAAUCCGUACCCAAAAGUCGAUCUAUAUUGUCCAGAUAACAAGCGAAUCCGCAUCGAGAGUUGGGCUUCCUCUUUUUGGUGCUGUUUGCUUAGGGACAAUUGAAGCCGGAACUGUUGGGUGUAGUGAUUUCCUUCAUAUCGCUGUCAACCCAUGGAAAGGCGAGGAGAUUGCUUUCGUCGACGUUGGCGGGAAAUGGAACGUUUGGGAUUUCUCAUUGAGGAAGACACAAAAAACUAGAUAUGCCCCGACUACUCCAAAACUUAUCGCAUCAGGGGAAUUAUACGAGCCAAACCAAAUCACAUUGGCAUGGGCAAAUAUCACAUGGGGCUCCGUUGAAGCAGAAUUGUUGGUCGCUACUCGAAAGGAACUCUUCAAGAUAGACACCACGACAGGAUUGAUUACAGACGUCUUUCAAAACGUUGUCAGGGGAUUGUCUACUGAAGUAGAGAUAAUAUCCGUCGUACGACCACAAAUAAAGCCUGGCAGUCUCCUAAUCUUGACGAAUUAUACACUACAAAUCCUCGAGUUGGCCGCAGAAAUCAAGCCAAUUUUGAGCUGGAAGCACUGCAGGCAUCCACAAGACCGUUCCCUUUCUUGUUCGGCAUGGAAUGUUGAUGAUACUGAAUGCGUUUUCAUAUAUUCGCGAUACAACCCAAAUAUCAGUGUUAUCUGGGGCCUGAACAGUAGAGAACCGUUGGAUUUUUCGUUCCUGGCCGCAAAAUGGUCUGACUGCCCAAUUCUAGGACUGAUAGUUUUAGAAGGGUCCACAGAAGAAAAUACAAAAGGUGAAACAAAUAGGCGGUCAGAUAUAUUCACCGUGACAACUAUUGGUUCGAACCGUGAUGUUUGGAGGCAAGACUAUACACUAAAUUCGAAUAUCGAUGCUAGGAUAUUUCAUAAUAACCGCAGAGGAAAUUACUUGGCCUUGAGUAAUCAGAUCAUCGAUUCAAGUGAUGAGAGUGAUGGUCAAGGCCGGCAGCGGGGUAGCAGAGAUGAAAGUGCGGAUUUAGGAUCAACCUUUGAGAGGUUGUCGCUAGGUACAUCUAGGCGCUGUCGAGAAGUCUCUAACGUUUCUAUUAUCAAUCUCGGGAAUGUUUAUGAGCUAGCUUUCGAUGACGAGCGGCCCAUAUACAAAACCGGGGCGCAGGAAGAUGGGCGAGUUUUUUUGCAAGAAUACUUGAAUAUUUUGCGAUUACAUUUGAAUACUGACAACGAUGAUGAAGCAGACACCAUCAACCCUAGUUUAUUGAGCUUGUAA